AUGCCGCUAGCCCGGCUGCGCAAUCUUACGCUGGGUUCACCGCGCACUUCCUGGAAGUGUUUUGCAGCUGGGCUCACAGAGACUGUCCCGGAGAGAAAGAUUGACUCUGGCUCGGCGGGGAACUUCAUCUCCCAGGCCUGCCUCGACUGCUUACGCCUCCCCCGAGAGAGGGGCUCCCAAGACUUAGAGGUACAAACCAUCCAGCGGCGCCCUCUGGGAAAGGGGUGGGUGAAGUACUGCACACCAGUAGUGACGCUCCAAGUGGGGCUAUUCCAUCGAGAGGAGAUCUGGUUCCUGGUCCUGGAGUGUUCCACUGUCAGAGCACUGUCUCUCCCAGCUUCCGACGCGGGUCCAGGGGGCUAUGAUUGGCGCCACCCGGGUGGAGGAGGCUACGACUACAAAUCAGGCGAACAUCCCCGAGGUGUACCGGGACUUCGUUCCUACGUGUUCAGUGACCAGGAUGCCACCUGUCCCCCCCAUCAUCGACCCUGGGACUGCUGCAUUGACCUGCUCCACGGUGCUAAGCUACCCAAGGGCCGUGUGUACCCGCUGUCCACUCCUGAACACCGAGCAAUCGAGGAAUAUGUCCAGCAGGCUCUCCGUCAGGGGUUAAUCACGCACUUGUCCUCCCCAGCAGCAUCCAGCUUUUUCUUCGUGGGAAAGAAGGAUGCCCAAAUUGCUCCUCUUCCGUACCCCCUCCCACUCGUGCCUGCUGCUCUGGAGGACCUGCAGCAUGCAAGGGUUUUCACCAAGCUCGAUCUCCGGAGCGCGUACAACCUAAUACGCAUAAGGAAGGGAGACGAGUGGAAGACUGCCUUCAUCACACCCUCGGGGCACUAUGAAUACCGGGUCAUGCUGUGUGGCAUAUCCAUCACUCCAGCUGUCUUCCAGGGGUACGAGGUACUUCGGCCCUAUCAUCAGAAUCGGGAGGAACACCUGAAACACGUGCGUGCCGUCCUGUAG
Molecule: messenger RNA, 963 nt
Organism: Tachysurus fulvidraco (yellow catfish)
Lineage: Eukaryota; Metazoa; Chordata; Actinopteri; Siluriformes; Bagridae
Exons: 3
Coding region: 1-963 (320 amino acids)
Source: RefSeq, a predicted model, not a curated record